CUGGUCUCCGCCCCGCUCCAGCGCCGCCUCAGCUCUUGGCAUAGUAGUCUCAGUUCCUGAUCGAGCGGAGCUGGCUCCUGGCUGCAGAGCACCGCGGCAUGCCCCCCAGCAUCGGAGUGGCCGAGCCAGGACUGGAAAUACGCGUGCGACUGGAAGCCUAGCACUGCGCAGGCAACGGCUCAGCCAGGGACAGCCCGCAGGAGCAGGCCAGCUCUUCAGAGGACUCAUCCCUAUAUCUUCUCACUGAGCUCUGACUACUUCCUGGAGAAAACAUACAUGGAACAGACACUGGAGUGCUCUUGGAAAGAAGUCCCAUGGGGACUGUACCUGAGUCUCUGAGAGUGACGAAAGCCUCCAUAGUGACAACGUCUGGAAAGGAAGAGGGUCGAGGAGAGCUGCAGAGUAUCUCCCCACAACAAGUUGAGGCAGAGAAGAAUGCUAGUGGCGCUGGCAAUGCCCCUGCUGAACUUAGCAUUGGGCUCAGCACAGCUGCUGAGGCCCUGAUGCAAGCCUGUGUGCAUGAGACCAGACAGUCAGACAUGGCAUCUCCGGGUGUCCUCCAUGACGUGGAGCAAGUGUCACCCACACACAACACUCCUGCUGACUCCCAGCUGCAAGGAAGCAAGGAGCUGGCAGCAUCAGGCCCAAAUCCUUCAGCAGAAAAGGAACUUAUAUCUGUACACCAUGCCAUCCAAGGUGACCUGCCAAAUACCAGCAGCACCUGUGUGGUACCUGAAAACUCCUUGGGCAAAUCAAAGGCAAACUCAAACAGUGAGAAACCUGAGAAGUCAAGUUGUCCUACCAGGGUCACCUGUUGCAGCAGCAAAAAUCAAAUGCUCUGUGAUUUUCCAUCUCCAGAAAAUAGCCAGGGAAUUGUACAGGCUUCAGAUCCAGCAACGGCGGGUCACUCGUCCCCUUCUACAGACAGAUCUGGUGGGGAAGGGCAGAAAGUCAACAGCGACACCACAAUGGGGUCCAGUGAACCUCUACCAAGAAGAGGAUGCUCAGAGAACAAACAACCCUCUGCCACUGCCUUGGACAACACGGAUGAAGGAUCUGAAAAUCUUCCACCAUCCUCCCUCACCAGCAGAGAUUCCACCUGUUGUCCGGACAAAAAGAAAGUGGCGCCACUAGCGCAGCUUCCGGCAGCGUCAAGGUUCAAAGAAGCCAGUACAAUGACCUGCCAUGCUGAAAGGGAGGUUAAGGAGAUCCCAGGCAGGGCUUGGCAAGACGCCGAGGUGCAAGCAGUGGCAAGUGUGGAGAGCAGGUCUGUCUCUACUAGCCCCAGCAUCCUUCCGGCAUUCCUAAAGGAAAUCCCUGCUCCUGAGCAUGAGAAUGGGCAAGAGCAGCUACGUGUAGUUUGCCAUGGCAAAGGCAGUGGGGGCCACUUACUGGAACUCUCUAACAGCAUGGUAGACCCCCAAGAGCCAAGGCAGUGUCCCGGCAUUGUACCGCAGGUACACAUCCAGCCAGCUGCUGCCACUCCUGCAGCUUUCAAGGCAGAAUGCAAACCAGAGAAUCAACCAGGAGAAGCCUUUAAAUCCUCCCUGAUGGCCUCCAGUCAAAACCAGGAUGCAGAAGAAGAUGGGCGGUCUUCAGCAAGCAAAGAGGCAACUUCCGGGCAGCCUGCAGGAACUAAUCCUGGCUCCCAGAAAGAUAGCCCCACUGACCAAAUUUCCCUCCUGACUGGGAGUCAAGCUGGGAUAAAUCAUGGCUUGGGGAACUCUGAAGCCAGGUCAUCUGAAUUUGUAGUGAAAACUACAAAUGACCACAAAACACAGCCAGACCGCAAACCACCUGACUCCCGUGGAGGUGCCGGUAAAGAUGACCAGCUGGAGAGCUCGAACCCCACUGAUAAAAGAGGUGCAAAGGAUGGGAAGCCUGCUUCUCCUCUUAUUGUAGAAGAGCCCACACCUGGGACCAUCUGCUCCGUAGAUGCCAAAAUCCUACUGCUGAAUCCUAAAUCUCAAGAAAAUGAAGGUACAGGACCAGAGGCCAAUCUUGCACCCUCCCCAGGGAGGAAGAGCCAGCAGAACACCUUGGAAGAACACAGACAGACCAAGACCUCCACAAGCCUGAGCCUGCCAUCCGAUGGCACCGGUGACUCAAGCCCAGGCUCCGGCAAGAGGACCCCUUCUCGCUCAGUCAAGGCCAGCCCACGCAGGGCCAGCCGGGUCAGCGAGUUCCUGAAGGAGCUCAACGUGACCGCGGCUGCUGCCCAGGUGGGGCUCACACCAGGAGAAAAGAAGAAACAGAUGGGCUCAGACUCCAAGCUGCAUCUGAAACAGUCCAAGCGAGUCAGGGACGUCGUGUGGGACGACCAGGGCAUGACCUGGGAAGUGUAUGGUGCUUCCUUGGACCCAGAGUCCCUGGGAAUUGCCAUUCAGAACCAUUUACAAAGACAAAUUAGGGAAAAUGAGAAGCUAGUUAAAACACAAAGUGACCAGACUCGAAGAUCUAUCUCCUCAGAUUCUUCUUCAAAUAAGAAGCUCAAAGGGAGACAGCAGGGCGUUCUGCAGUCCAUGCUGCAAAACUUCCGGCGCCCCAACUGCUGUGUCCGCCCAGCGCCAUCUUCUGUGUUGGACUGAAAGGAAACAGCACCGCUGUAUGAGCUGUGGUAUUUCUUAUGUCUAUCCUUAUCAAUGCUUAAGAGUUUGGAUUUCUCUUUUGUUUGGGGUUUGUUGUCCUUGUUUUCGUUUCAGACUUAGCUAUUCCAAACUGUCUGGUCCUCCAUAAAUAAAAUGCCAUUUCGCAUGGAAAGAACACAAGCAGUGAAGCAAAGCUUGGAGGUGAAGAAAGAAGAAAUAAUCUGCACUGAGGUUUUCCUAAUACAUAAUUGUUUAUAAAAACACAUUUUCACUACAUGUGAGUCGUGUGGUACAUCCCCUCAGUCUAUCACAGGGUAGUACUUCCACUAAAAUACCCACUUUACAUUAAAACUAGCAAAAACCACUCUUAGCAACACUGUGAUGAGUUCUAGUCUUACUGAAGUAAGGAUGCUAGUACCACAAAAGUUAAGUAGUUCAUAAGAACCUUAAUAUGAAACACUGAAACAAAUUCAACUAAUCCCUGGGACAAAUAAGAUAAAAUGAAAGUAGUCAAAAGUAUAUAAUAAUGAAUAUGAAUUGUCUAUAAGCAUCUGAAGCUUUUUAUGUGAGCAAGUUCUAGUUAGAAAGGUUAGCUAUGCCUCCAAACAUGAGUACUGCCUGGACCAAACAUGAAUUUAAAUCUGUACAUUUUUCUACACUGAAAGCAAAAUGCAUCUCUCUGUCCUUCUGAGCAAAUUAAAAUGGUAUUUUCUUACUCUAGGGGAAGUAUCUGUGAUUGGAGCCAUGAAAUUAAGGAUAACAGUAAAUUCUGAAUUGUGAAUUUGUCCUCUGGUAACAGUUUCCGAUUCCUUAAAUGCACAACCUAGAUUCUUCCAUAUUUAUCACUUUUCAGAGACAUCCUUCAGAGAUCUUUGUGAAAUCGUAGCUUUGGGUGGCCAUGUUGUCUCACUGGUUUCUACAGCAGGAUAAACAUGGACCAUGGGAUCAUUGUUGGGGCCCUGAGCUGGGGUGAAACAGUAACUUGCACAUUGGGGUAGUAUGGAGAAGGAGCACAUUCAUUUUCUCUAGGCAGUGCUGAUCUGAAGGUUGCUGUUAACACAUGUGAAAGACAGAGCGGCAGUUAACUGCCUUUGCUGAAAUCACUCACCAGCAAGGAGGACCUGCCAUGUGGUUUCUGUUUCUUUUUUCUUCAGAGACUCAAAUAGCAAGGGUAUGGCCAAAUAUCUGCUUUGGCUUUUUUUUCAAUUUAUUUCUGUUUUGUAGAUCAUAAAUAUAAAAAUUAUACCUGAGCUCUAAAAACCAAAGCUGCAUUGCCUUUGAUGUCUAGGAGAGAACUUGACUGUGUAUAAGUAGGCCACGGUGACAGCACUCUCUGAGUCGGAGAAUGAUAAUUACGGUGUUAUACUUGGAGGCUUAUAAUGAAUUUUUAAUAAGGCACAUUUUCAGUUUCCUACUAAUUGGUCUCUGUUAAGAAUGCUUUAUAAAGUAGAAAUUACUGUCAAAUUGCUGAUCAAAUUGCUGUAUUAAUGAUUAGAGAUUUAGCAUAAAACUCUCCUUUAGUAUAAGUACCUUUGCUGGGACUUAAUCUAUCUCCCAUCUUCCACACACUGGGGCCUUCUGUCACAUGUCAGCACCCAUGCUGUGUAUACACAGAGUACCCCCGUGCAUAGCCAGGAGCAGCGCCCACAGAGCCCACUCCAGAUGGUGGGCCCUAGCAAGCCUUUACACUAAAGUGCUGCAGCAGGCUGCUCGUACAGAGAAGAAAGAAUUCUGAUCAGUAAUAAUGUUUGUGGGUUUAGAGUAAGCAUAAAAUGCCUAGAUAGUUAAUGAAGCAGAGGCCUGAGAGAGCUGUAGGUAUCUGUCCCAGAUUCAGUGAAUCAAAAGUCUUCAGUUGGGUGUUAUAGUUGUACCUCUCAAAUCGAAAACUAAAGAAAUGUUUGAUUACUAAGUUUGGUUUUCUUUGGUACUAGAACGAAAUUCUUCAUUUCUACAAGACUCUAGAAAGCAUCACAAAGUAGUACAAAGAGGUUUUGUCUUCGCUCCUUCUAGAAACAGCAGUGGGAAUGACUUACCAAAUGGAUACAUUAAGCUGGGAAGCUGCUCAGGUGUUUAUGUCACAGAACCUACCCGUAGACACACUCGUAGUAAAAUUGCAUUUGAAGUUUUUCUUUUCCAUUAGCCUACGACACAGCCCAGCAUUUGACCUUCAAGACAGCACUGGAACCCCUCACCUUCUUUAACCAGGGAGACACAUGGUGUCUUUCGUGGUACACUCACUCUCCAUCACUUGUUCUUCUUGCUUUAUCUGUGUGACACACACUGGCUUGAAAGUUAUUUGCGUCUCUCAUUAUUUUGUAGCAUGCCAUUUAGACCUUCCCAACACAUAUUAGAUUUUAAAUAUAUAAUGUAAAUGCUUUAUUAAAGAAAUAGAAAAGAUUUCUUGUUAUCAGUCGCAAAGGAAGUGAGAACUCAGGAUCUAGAAGUUCCUUCAGCAUUUACAAUGUAAAGAUGCUAUACCACUUACGAAGAAAAUACUAGAAUUCUUAAACUGUAAUUAUUCUGUUUCUGUGACCAUGAGACAAACACCCCAGCUUCCACUAUUUGUUUAUCGUGAAUGAUUUUAUAACAAUAUCUUUUUGGAUUCAUGGUUUUUGAUGCCAGGGCCACCUAUGUAAAAUACAGUAAAACCCUGAUCAACCCAUCAUUUUGAAUCAAUGACAUAAGAUAAAUAUUUUUUUAUAUCAAAGUUAACACAAAACCUGUGUGUAUGUAUGUAUGUUCAAAAUGAAAUAGUUGUAAAACGGAUUCCUAUGUUUUCCUACUUUGAUCAGUUCAGCUAUCCAGACUGUAAUUUGAUUUUUGAUAAUUUUUUUAUUCUUAGAAAUCGUCCAACACAUUAUUUUGGAUAUCUCUAUUCCUGGUGUUAUAGAUUAAAUAUAAAGCUGAAGUAAGUUGGACUGAAUGUGUAUGUAAAGCCUCUACUCAGAGGCUGGACUUUGUAACCAAAUCCUUAGCAGAAGCUUGCUAUCUUUUUUUUUUUUUUUUUUUUUU
This is a messenger RNA of Microtus oregoni (creeping vole), 5600 nucleotides long. It is a transcript of the gene Gprin3, whose product is annotated as GPRIN family member 3. Gene Ontology annotation, cellular component: plasma membrane. Gene Ontology annotation, biological process: neuron projection development. The record is from RefSeq and is a predicted model, not a curated record. Bases 315 to 2588 code for a protein of 757 amino acids. Lineage: Eukaryota; Metazoa; Chordata; Mammalia; Rodentia; Cricetidae. The transcript has 2 exons.